GUGGCGGUCGUCUGCGAUGACCACGUGAAAUGACGCGUCUUUUUAGGUUCGAUUAGGUCUCUGAUGUUGCGAAGUUCUCAGGAGCUUCAGUACGACGCUCCAUAGGAUAAGAAUCAUACACCGUCGCAUCUCAACCUUCGAUUCUCCGGCGGAAUGGGCCAAUCAGUUUCGGUGGUCUCCGCUCUCUGCCGCCGCCGGUGUAAAGCUCCGUCUAAUUCCACGGCCGUGAUCUCUCCAGUGGUCGCCGAUGAAGGGGAAGAAGAAGACGAGGGGGAAGAAGAGAACUCCUCCACUGCAGCCGUCGCCGAUGAUCCGUACGAUUACAUCUCCGACUUGCCGGAAGAGUGCUUGGCGUGCAUUUUCCAUUUGCUGAGCUCCGGCGACCGGAAACGGUGCUCGCUAGUCUGCCGUCGGUGGUUGAGGAUCGAGGGACAGAGCCGUCACCGUCUCUCGCUCAACGCGCAGUCAGAUCUUCUCCUCGUGAUCCCGUCGCUGUUCUCGCGCUUCGAUGCCGUCACCAAACUCGCUCUGAAGUGCGACCGUAGAUCUCCGAGCAUCGGAGAUGAGGCGCUCGUGAAGAUCUCCGAAAGGUGUCCGAAUCUGACGCGGCUCAAGCUACGCGCGUGUCGGGAUGUAUCUGAUGCCGGUAUGGCGGCCUUCGCGGAGAAUUGCAAGGGCUUGAAGAAGCUCUCGUGUGGAUCCUGCGCGUUUGGAGCCAAAGGCAUGAACGCCGUGCUCGACAAAUGUCCGGCUCUGGAGGAGCUGUCGGUGAAGCGACUUCGUGGCAUCACCGACGGAGCUGCGGCGGAGCCAUUUAGGUUUCAAUUGGUUAAUUGCAUGCGUUCCACUUCCCCUAUUUCACUAAAGACGAUUUGCUUGAAGGAGCUCUAUAACGGUCAGUGCUUUGCCCCUCUGUUAGUCGGAGCUAAACAUCUUAGGUCUUUGAAGAUUUUCAGGUGUUCUGGUGACUGGGAUAGGGUUCUUGAGGCUGUGGCAAAACAGGUUACUGGGAUCGUUGAGAUUCAUCUCGAGAGGAUUCAGGUGAGCGAUCUGGGUCUCACUGCCAUAUCGAAUUUCUCGGAUAUCGAGAUUCUGCACCUUGUGAAAACCCCUGAUUGCACGAAUAUUGGCCUGAUUACGUUGGCUGAACGUUGUAAGCUUCUAAGAAAGCUUCACAUUGAUGGAUGGAAGGCCAAUCGGAUUGGCGAUGAAGGGCUUAUAGCCGUUGCCAAAUCCUGCUGGAAUUUACUGGAAUUGGUUCUGAUAGGGGUGAAUCCUUCGAAGUUGAGUUUGGAAGCACUUGCCUUGAAUUGCCAGAACUUAGAACGAUUAGCAUUGUGUGGAAGUGACACUGUCGGUGACCCCGAGCUAUGUUGUAUUGCUGAAAAAUGCUUGGCAUUGAGGAAGCUUUGCAUUAAAAACUGCCCGAUCACAGAUGAAGGGAUGGAAGCUCUCGCCGUUGGAUGUCCCAACUUGGUGAAGGUGAAGGUCAAGAAGUGUAGAGGAGUGACCGUCGAAGGCGCUGAAUGGUUAAAGGGGAGAAGGGCGUCGCUUGCCGUGAAUUUAGAUACCCACGAGCCAGAAAAUCAAGAGGCUAGUGCCAGUGAUGGUGGAGCACAAGAGAACGGCAUGGAGUUCCCUCCUCUACCACGGGUUCAAGUCCUGGCCCCUGCCACAGCAUCCGCCAGUACGAGCCGGUCAGCCUCGUUCAAGUCAAGAUUAGGGUUCCUGAGCCGGAGAAACUUAGUAGCUUGCACACUGAGUAGAUGGGGAAGUCGCAAUAGCGGCUACCGGAACGACUAGACAAGCGAACCCCCAAAUAUGGAACCAUUCUCUGUUUACAUUCAAGCACUUUUCUAUGUAUUCUGUGUGGUCUGAUUGCUGCGGUUUCGUAUUGAUUCAUGAAUUGUUAAAAUCAGAUUUUAGAAAAUAUAUAUCAGGUUUCAUACCAA
Molecule: messenger RNA, 1952 nt
Organism: Tarenaya hassleriana
Lineage: Eukaryota; Viridiplantae; Streptophyta; Magnoliopsida; Brassicales; Cleomaceae
Product: putative F-box/LRR-repeat protein 8
Exons: 2
Coding region: 154-1803 (549 amino acids)
Biological process (GO): SCF-dependent proteasomal ubiquitin-dependent protein catabolic process
Cellular component (GO): SCF ubiquitin ligase complex
Molecular function (GO): protein binding
Source: RefSeq, a predicted model, not a curated record